Messenger RNA from Eruca vesicaria subsp. sativa (arugula), 2798 nucleotides. The record is from the annotation of a GenBank genome assembly. NCBI's taxonomy places the organism in Eukaryota, Viridiplantae, Streptophyta, Magnoliopsida, Brassicales, Brassicaceae.
AUGUCGGCUAAGCUUUUGUAUAACUUGUCAGAUGAGAAUCCAAAUCUAAAUAAACAAUUUGGAUGUAUGAAUGGGAUCUUCCAGGUUUUUUACAAGCAACAUUAUCCCGCAAGACGUGUUGUUGUAGCUGGAAAUGAGCUCAACUCUCUGCAUUCAGGGAAAACAAUUGAAAAUGUCGGUGAUAACAACGUUAUAGCGGACAACAAGGAAACGGAGAAGAGUAAGAAGAAGAAGGCUGCAAAGGAGAAACAGAGGGGAGUCUCCUCUGAAUCAUUCUCGAGGCUGUCGUUUUCUUCUUCACCAUGCUCCUCCAGCUUCUCGUCUGUAGAUAUCAGCACCACGCCCUCUCAGUUUGAACAACCAGGUUUGAUGCAAACGAGUAAUAGAGGUGGUUUGGUGAUGUCGAGUGAUUUAAGGGAGCUUGUGAGAAACUCUAUUCACAAGGAGACCAGAGGCAGAGAUGAAGAAGAAGACUUGUCUCAGCAACCUAAAGCAGCCAGAGCUAACGCGUCUCUUCUCAAAGAUUCAUCACCAGCUCGGAAUUGUAGUGAGGAACGGAGAGUAGUGAAGCUGAAAGACAGUCCUCGGUUCUCUUACGAUGAGAGGGAGACAAGAAAGACAGGCGCCAAAUUCAAAGAGACACCGAGGUUGUCAUUAGACAGUAGAUCGAACUCCUUUAAGAGUGCUGCAAGAUCAAGUUCUUCACCAGAGCCGCAAGAGCUUGUAACGAGUGGUCACAGAAGAACAACGUCGAGUGUUGUUGCCAAGCUAAUGGGUCUUGAAGUCAUUCCAGACGAGUCUGUUACUGAUCAGGCCAGAGAGAACCGUUUCUGCGACUCCCCAAGGCCACAACAUUCACGAGUGGAAGGUGAUCAUUUACAAAGAUUAUCAAGUUCUGAUCCAAUCAAGAAGAUGAUGCCUCCUCCUAUGAAAGCAGCUCCACGGACGGAGGUGGAUGGUGCUAAGUACCAAGUCAAAGCAGUUGAUGCGCUAACUGUUUAUGGUGAGAUACAGAAGCGGCUUUCGCAGCUUGAGUUCAAAAAGUCCGAGAAGGAUCUCAUUGCUCUAAAGCAAAUACUCGAAGCAAUGGACAAGUCCCACCAGUUGAUAAGCAAAGACGAUGACCUAGUUCCAUCUGCAACAACAAGCCUGUCGUCCAGAUCUUCGUCUAUCAUGGUAAAGAAAGCAGCAACUGCUUCAGGUUCCACCUCUUCUUCCUCGCCACGGAGUGUUACUUUACCAAAUGUCAAGGUUACAAACCUGAGGCAAAGCCAGAAAGUCACUCCGAGUAAGCAAAGAGCCAUGGAUGUGACCCCAAGGCCAGGAGUUUACAAGGGCCUGACAGAUUCUGCAACGAAAAACACUGGUAGUACUAGACCGUUGCAGUCGAAGAAACACGACCAGAAACCUAGUGUGAGCCCAAGAACACAGCCGAAGAAGCUGGGGUUCGAGAAGCAGUCAAGACCAACGUCUCCAAAACCAGAACAGAACAAGAUCCAAAGACAGCUUCUUAAUAGGCAACAUACGGAAUCAACCUCCCCAAGAAGAAAACCUCGGAGCAUGCAGCAAUCAGAAGACCGUCUAAGUGAUGAAAGCAGUGACUUGAGAAGUCUAAGAUCUGACAGCAACGUUAGCUCGCCUUCAAACCUUGACACUGAGGUUACAAGCAGAUAUAAAUAUGAAAGGAACGGCGACUUCACGGAGCAAAACACACCAAAACAAAGGAGUUCAGAAUUGGGAAUGAGGUCGUUGCCAAAACCUCUAAAAGUUACGGUGGAGCAGCCAAGCCCGGUUUCAGUUCUUGAUUUAGCAUUCGAUGAAGAUGAGUCACCAUCGCCUGUGAGGAAGAUAUCCGUUUUCUUUAAAGACGUUGAUCAUCUACAUUCUGAAGAGUCCCAGUGGAUGAACAAGCACAAAAACUUACGUAGAUCGAUUGUGUGGCCUGAGAGUAACGGGAGUCUAAAUCAGCGAGAUGCCGAGGAUAUCAUGGAAGAAGGUGCGGAUGGUGACCACAAGUACAUCUCAGAGAUACUAUUAGCAUCCGGGCUUCUAAGAGAUAUUGACUACAGCAUGCUAAGCAUUCAGCUGUACCAAGCACACCUACCAAUCAAUCCUAGCCUUUUCUUUGUCCUGGAACAGAACAAGACAAGUAAUGUGACUCAACAUGAUAACAAACACAGAGGCGUAGUAUUCGGACAACAACAGACGACGAACCUGAUAGAGAGAAGCAGGAGGAAGCUUGUAUUUGACACCAUAAACGAGAUCUUAGCUCGCAAAUUCGCGGCACAAGGGUGUACGAAGCAACCAUACAUAAUAACAUCAUCAAUCAGCCAGCUAAGGGCAACAAACAAAAUUUCAAAAGGGAAGGAACUUCUGGAAACUAUGUGUUUAGAGAUUGAUCGAUUACAAGAUGACUCAAAGUGUAUCUUGGAUGAGGAGGACGAAGACCUCAUUUGGGAAGAAUUGGGCAUGAACUGGAAGGAGAUUGAACAAGAGACACCGGGGUUAGUGUUAGACAUUGAGAGGCUAAUCUUCAAGGACUUGAUAAGUGAAGUUGUGAUAACUGCUUCACCAGGAAUGCUCAGUGGGAAACCCAAACAGCUUUUCAAUAGCUUAUAUGCCUUAACUUAGAACUGUAAAUGAAGGAUCUAAAUAAUCCAUUUUACAGAGUAGAAAACAUUUGAUUUCUUGGUUCUGUGAACCCUUUCUUGUAUUUUCUUCUUAAUUGUUUAUGUAAAGACUCAACUCAAGAUAAAGCUCCAUGAUGUGAAGACCAAACACCACACCUCUUUAAGUUU